Molecule: messenger RNA, 945 nt
Organism: Penicillium taxi
Lineage: Eukaryota; Fungi; Ascomycota; Eurotiomycetes; Eurotiales; Aspergillaceae
Product: hemolysin III family protein
Exons: 1
Coding region: 1-945 (314 amino acids)
Cellular component (GO): membrane
Molecular function (GO): signaling receptor activity
Source: RefSeq, a predicted model, not a curated record
AUGGCUCGUCAGCGUCAUCAGGAAAAACAAGACAGCCAAGCUGCUACUCUGGCAAAGUCUAUGAUCGAAUCUCCCGCAAAUACUGUGAAGGGACUUGUGCAUUGGGACGAUCUUCCACUUUGGCAGCGUGACAACCAACAUAUCCAUACAGGAUACCGGCCAGCCUCGGGUUCGUUUCUAGUAUCGUUCCAGUCGCUAGGCUACGUCCAUAAUGAGACCGUCAACAUUUAUACACACCUUUUGCCGGCCAUUUUGGCCGUUCCCGCUGCAUACAAGCUCUACCAGGCUCUUGCACCACGCUACCAGUCUGCCACAGACUCGGAUAUAGCCGCCUUCUGUUGCUUUUUUGCUGGGGCCGCUUUCUGCCUCGGCAUGUCUGCAACCUACCACACCAUAUCAAACCAUUCGCAUUCAGUAGCCCGCAUUGGUAAUGCAUUUGACUAUAUCGGCAUUGUGGGAUUGAUUGUAGGUAGCUUCAUCCCCAGCGUCUUCUACGGGUUUUAUUGCGUUCCUGAACUUCAACGACGAUACUGGACUAUGAUAUGUACUAUUGGGCUUGGCUGCGUAUGCGUAUCUAUCCUUCCGCAGUUCCGGACUCCCCGUUGGAGACCCUUUCGGGCAGCUAUGUUUGUUGGGAUGGGCCUGUCUGCCGUCUUUCCCGUACUCCAUGGCCUCCAAAUGUUCGGGUCAGACCGCAUGCGAGAACAAAUUGGUCUUGAGUGGCUUCUCCUUCAGGGCUUCCUUUAUAUCCUAGGAGCUGGUCUCUAUGCAGCGCGUGUACCUGAGAGAAUACUUCCAGGGAGGUUUGACAUCAUUGGAAGCUCGCAUCAGAUCUUCCAUGUGUUGGUGGUUUGUGCGGCUGUAGCUCAUUUAACGGGACUCCUGAAAGCCUUUGAUUAUCGGCAUGGCGGCACUGCCGAGACUUGCCAAAUUCCACGCGGUUGA